Messenger RNA from Tribolium madens (black flour beetle), 1036 nucleotides. RefSeq names its product protein unc-119 homolog (gene unc-119). The record is from RefSeq and is a predicted model, not a curated record. Gene Ontology annotation, cellular component: cilium. Gene Ontology annotation, molecular function: lipid binding. The coding region runs from base 64 to 699 and encodes 211 amino acids. Lineage: Eukaryota; Metazoa; Arthropoda; Insecta; Coleoptera; Tenebrionidae. The transcript has 3 exons. Gene Ontology annotation, biological process: lipoprotein transport; cilium assembly; nervous system development.
CAAGUGACAUUUCUCACCCACCUGUCAAAAUUUGUUUAUAGCAAAGUAGAAAGAACCCAAAAAAUGAGUGUAGUGCGAGAGAAACGCGAGACCAUCCCCCGAGCACUCCCGCCCCCCGAUUCCUCCAAAGCCAUCACCCCGGAGGACGUCCUCCGCUUGACGAAAAUAACAGACACGUAUUUGUGCGACCCCGACGCCAACAUCUACGACAUAGACUUCACGAGGUUCAAAAUCAGAGACUUAGAGAGCGGCGCCGUCCUCUUCGAGAUCGCCAAACCCCUCCCGGAGAACGUCGACGAAAACGAGAAAAAUUCGGAGGGCGACGACCCCAUCGACCCCAAUUCGGGGCGCUUCGUGCGCUACCAGUUCACCCCACAGUUUCUCAAAUUGAAGACAGUGGGAGCCACGGUUGAAUUCACGGUAGGUGGCAGACCUGUCAAUAGGUUUCGCAUGAUUGAGAGGCACUUCUUCAGGGAUAAGUUACUCAAAACGUUUGAUUUUGAAUUCGGGUUUUGCAUCCCCUACUCGAGGAACACCUGCGAACACAUUUAUGAAUUUCCAGUGCUGCCACCCGAUUUAGUGAAUGAAAUGAUCGCCUCUCCUUUUGAGACUCGUUCGGACAGUUUUUACUUCGUCGACGAUUUUCUAAUAAUGCAUAACAAAGCCGAUUACGCUUACAAUGGAGGAAUGUCGACAUAACCUCGAAAAAGUUAUACAGGGUUGUUACAAUAAAUGUAUACCGAUGUAAUUCACAUUUUUUGUGUUUGCACUGUUCACGAUAGCUUUGAACGAGAUAUAGCACUGUAGCUUUUUUCUACAAUGAUUUUUUUGUAGAAGGCAGAAAAUUUAAAUCAAAGUGAAUAUGCAAUAAACUAGACGUGUUGCACAAGAAUUUAUGAAACAUUGUGCAGAAAAAAUCAGGUAAUGAUAUUUAGGGAUUUUAACCAACACUUGACACUUUAAUUCGUUAGGAAUGUGAUAAAUUUAAAUGUGUUCUAAAUUGUGCAUUUAUUUAUAAAAUAUACCAUUGACUGAU